CAUUAUGUAGGAUAAUUAAGUUUCUAAACAACAAAACAAAAACCAAAAAAAGAACUCCUAUAUACUACGGUCAUCUACAUCACAUAUAUAACAAACGUCCUCUUCUUGAAAAAUGGCCGCCAUGGAAUCAUUGGGAGCUUAUAGCAUGAAAUCUAGUACUAGUAGCAGUCAUACUAACAACAACAAUGAGGGCAUCAAUCAUAAUAUUGAUAAUACUAUGAGGGAUUUCGACUCGAAAACUAUCGAUUUGUGUAUGUUAAGUGUGGAGAGUGUGAUUAGCCAAGGCUCCAUUAGUUCUGUGUUCAAAGCCUCCUAUUAUGGCCAAGAUGUUGUAGUUAAAGUACUUGUAGUAGAACAAUUAUGUCAAAGAGCAAAGGAUUCAGUGAAAAAGCUUUUUGAUGGGGAGGUAUCAAUGUGGAGUAUGUUGGAUCAUCCUAAUAUCAUCAAGUUUGUAGGAGCAUCAAGAGACCUAUGUAUGGUUUCGGAAUAUCUUCAUGGAGGCACACUCAAGUCAUACUUAAGUAACGCUAUAACAUAUCUUUCCUUAAAGACCGUUAUCCAAUUAGCAUUGGAUUUGGCAAGAGGGUUAUCAUAUCUUCACUCGAAAGACAUAGUUCAUGGAGAUGUAAAGAUUGAGAACAUGAUUCUCGAUGAGAGACAUCAACUAAAGAUUGCUGACUUUGGAGUUCCUCGCCUUGUCUCUUUGGUACAAGGUAAAAUGAUUGGACAGGCAGGACGACUUGGUUGUAUGGCUCCUGAGGUGCGUGCGGGGAAACCUUAUGACACCAAAUGUGAUGUAUAUAGCUUCGGAAUAUGCUUGUGGGAGAUAUAUUGUUGCAAGACACCAUUUUCGCCACCAAAGUUUGCAAAUGAAGCUUCCACCGUCUAUAAUAAGGACUUGAGACCUGAGAUUCCCAAAUGGUGUCCAAAAUCAUUAGCCAAGAUUAUGAAAAGAUGUUGGUCAUCCAACCCAAAGAAGAGGCCAGAGAUGAAAGAUGUAGUUUCCAGUUUGGAAUGUAUCGACACAUCCAAAGGAGGUGGUAUGACAUCUAAUGAUCAAGCUCAUUGUUCUUGCUUCUUUCACUGAAAUCUGGGCAACUCGAUGUGUUUCUUCACCAACUUUUGAUUAGUACUUUUAUUGUUUGACAAAUUAUGUAUUGGUUAUCCCUGCUGAAGCCUAUAUGCGACGAAAUAGAGGGUUGAAUUCAGCAGUAGUCUGUUAAAAGUAUUCUCCAUUUUUUCUGGGAAAAGGUAAAUUUGGCCUCCGUGACACCAACCAUGUCUUGGGUGCAGAGAACCACACAAUUUUUAGUCGGUGUAUUUAGUAUCUCAAACUACAUAGUUUGGGUGCAAGUUGUGACACAUGUCACUUUAGAUACAAUGAGUAACAAAUGACUACGAAUAUUGCGUCAUCCAUUGCAUACAGCAAUAUGUAGUUUAUGUGACACAUUGCACCCUGAUAAUAUGAAUUGUUGCAGAGGGCAUCCGAUUAAGGUUGUGCUACUCUGUGCACCUAAAUCGUAGUUGUGUCAUUGAGUCUAAUUUUACCUUAGAAAAUGGAGAGGAUCCUCGUUGGUUGUACAAAUAUUCUCCAUCUUUGUGAGAAGCUUGUGGAUAUUGUUUUACCUCUUGAA
Molecule: messenger RNA, 1634 nt
Organism: Spinacia oleracea (spinach)
Lineage: Eukaryota; Viridiplantae; Streptophyta; Magnoliopsida; Caryophyllales; Amaranthaceae
Product: serine/threonine-protein kinase STY13
Exons: 6
Coding region: 113-1087 (324 amino acids)
Biological process (GO): protein phosphorylation
Cellular component (GO): plasma membrane
Molecular function (GO): ATP binding; protein serine/threonine kinase activity
Source: RefSeq, a predicted model, not a curated record